AUGGGGUUCGGCCUCAACGUCGCGCCGAAGAUCCUCGAGAUGGUCGUGAAGUGGGUGACCAAAGACCUCGACGGCGUGGACAACUAUGUCGACGACUUGCGUGUGCCGGACUCCCAUGUGGCGGCCACGAUCCAGCAGCUCGAGCGCUACGGCCUGAAGUGCAAGCCUGCCGAGAAGCUCCCUACUGCUCGGGUGCUGGGCCUCCAGCUCUCGACUCAAGACGGCACGAUCAACUGGCAACGUCGCCGUGACGUCUGCCUGCAGCUACCAGAGGCGCCCACCAAGCGCGCCGUGUUCAGCUGGUGUGGCAAGCUCGUCAGCCAUUACCCCGUCUGUGCGUGGCUGCGACCGACGACGAAUUGGCUGAAGCGGAUGAUCGGCGAAUCCGUCGGCUGGGAUGUCGCCGUGCCACCUCGUCUGCUGCAGCUCUGCCGCGACCUCCAGACCCAAGUCAACGAGCACGAUCCGGUGCGUGGCGUAUGGUCGGUGCAGCAUGACGACGCAACGGAGUGGCACGUGUGGUGCGAUGCGUCGGGAAUCGCGCUGGGUGUCGUGAUGCAAGUCAACGGCGAGGUCAUCGAGGACCGCAGCUGGCUGCGCCCGGCUGACGACAAACGGCAUAUCAACAUCGCUGAGUUGGACGCCGUCAUCAAGGGCCUCAACGCGGCUGCCAAUUGGCCUGCGCGGAAGAUCCGCCUCCACACGGAUUCCAAGACCGUGCAUGGCUGGCUUCGUCAGAUCCUCGGGAACGAGCGCCGCGUGAAGGUUGGCGGGCUCCACGAGCUGCUCGUCAAGCGUCGGUUGCAGAUCAUUGACGACAUCGUCGCCACAGCUCGCCUUGACGUGGAGGUGGACUGGGUUCCGUCAGAACAGAACCUCUCCGACCAGCUCACGCUCGUUCCGACGUCCUGGCUGGCCUGCACAUCGGAUAACAGCGCGACGGAUGUUGCUGCCAGCCUCGCCAUCAUGCCGAGUCUGUCGAUGGCCCAGAUCCUGGCCGGGCAGGAGGACGAUGGUGCACUCCAGGCAGUGAAGGCCGUAGUGAUCGCUGGGGAUGACCUCCCGCCUGACAGCGGCUUCCGGAACAUCCGCGGUCAGCUGCAAGUUCAAGACGGCGUCUUACAGCGCAGCGUCAAGCUUCCGCCGAACGACGUCAAGUGCGUUCCUGUGCUUCCUGCUGCGCUGGAGGAGCGGGCCGUGCGUGCAGCCCACCAGGUGUCUGGCCAUAGUGGCUGGGAGGCGACGUGGCAGUUGCUUCGAUCCCAGUGCCAUUUCUUGGGCAUGGGACAGCGCUGCCAAGCGUUUGUGUCCGGAUGCAGCAGCUGUCAAGCCGCCAACCCACGCCGCGGAGAGGCGACCGAGCCCACUCCUCCGGUAUCAGCCAACGGCCCCUGGGAUGUGGUGCACAUCGAUACCCUCGAGCUCGGCGUUAACCGGUCCGGGCGUUACCACUGCGUGUUGGUAUGCGUGGAUGCAUUCACCAAGUGGGUCGAGGUGGUUCCCCUCAAGCGUCAUGACGGCAUCUGUGUGGCUAGUGCUUUCGUCGACGUGUGCUCUCGGUGGGGUCCUCCUCGCGUGGUUCGAUCCGACAACGGCACAGAGUUCAAGAACGCUGUCAUGUCUUCCGUCUACGAGGCGUUUGGCGUUCAUGUCUGCUACGGCGCAGCACGUCAUCCCCAGUCGCAAGGCGUGGCCGAGAGGUUCAACCAAACCCUGUUGCCCCUCGUGCGGAAGGUUCUGGAUGAGGCGCACGACUGGGAACAGGAGCUGGCGAUGCUCCUGUACUACUAUCGGAUCCGGCCACACAGCGCCACCAACGUCUCCCCGAUGGAGGCCAUGGUUGGUUGGCAUCCCCGUGGCUUGGUCGUGGAUCUGCCUCAGCACUCGUAUUCGGCUGGCUCAUGGGUAGACGACCUCCAGCAGCGAGCAGCGGCGAUGCGAGACUACACCGAGUCUGCGCUCGGCCGCUUCGACUUCAUCGACGAGCCGACACCGAGCCGCUUGACUGUUAGCGAUGCGGUCAUGCUUCGCCGGCCUCAGCGCUGCCAGAAGCGCCUAACCCCGUACGAGCCCGGUUGGCAAGUUAUGUCGAUCGUGGGCCCCUCGACGGUGGUGGUUCAUCGGGUCGACGGCACCGGCCGUGACAAGAUUGUGAAUGUCGACUUGUUAAGGCGUGCCGCCGAGGACGAUCUGCCGCCGCCGCCCGUCGCUCCGGGUGCCAGCAAUGAAGCCGAGUCGGGCCCUGUUCCGUCUCUGGUAUUGAGCGUUGACCCCGGUCACGCCGCCGCCGCCUGA
This is a messenger RNA of Sycon ciliatum, 2295 nucleotides long. RefSeq lists its product as uncharacterized. Gene Ontology annotation, molecular function: nucleic acid binding; RNA-DNA hybrid ribonuclease activity. NCBI's taxonomy places the organism in Eukaryota, Metazoa, Porifera, Calcarea, Leucosolenida, Sycettidae. The record is from RefSeq and is a predicted model, not a curated record. The coding region runs from base 1 to 2295 and encodes 764 amino acids. Gene Ontology annotation, biological process: DNA integration. The transcript has a single exon.